Messenger RNA from Malania oleifera, 571 nucleotides. RefSeq lists its product as uncharacterized. NCBI's taxonomy places the organism in Eukaryota, Viridiplantae, Streptophyta, Magnoliopsida, Santalales, Ximeniaceae. The record is from RefSeq and is a predicted model, not a curated record. Bases 52 to 486 code for a protein of 144 amino acids. The transcript has a single exon.
GCCACUCCUAUCACCACACACGCAGCUUUCACCACCUUCAUAAUCAUUCCCAUGGCGACCCGCCUCGCUACCCUCGUCGGAUUCCGGCAAACCACCAGCCGGAGCUCCGCCGAAGGACAAAGGGAGAGCAAGUUUUUACAAUCUCAAGGCCAAACCCUGCGUUACCGGCAAGUAGAAAAACACACCAAGUCGGAAACUCCCUGUCAAGGACAUAGAGCAUCUGCAAACACUAGUAAAAAUCCAUGGAAGGUUAAGCUUUGGAGGAGUAAGCGAGGCCACCGGAGACGAGAUCAUCGUCAUUUGGCGGGAUCCUGGUACUUGGCGCCUUCACUAAGUAGCAUCGCGAGGAAAGCAAGAGCAUUUUGUGACAGGUUCUGCUGUGACGCCAGUGAGAACCCAAUUACUAGUGCAAAGGAAGUAGUGUUGGUUGAUCCUUAUUUCUCAAUCCCUGUUUUUCCAGCCACAGCCAGUGCUCCAAGUUUCUAAUUUAUCAUGUAGAGAUAUAUCAUGCACAUACGAUGGAUGGAGGACUAUAUUUGCUAAUAAAAAAAUUGAUGUUUUAAUUUAUUGC